AUGAAUGUGGGCAUACCCACCAAUCGGCGGUCAGCGCAGGCUGGGCAAAAUGCCGGCAUUGCGCGCCCCAGAUCACCUGAGACUAAGACUGGUGCCAACAGAGCUCGGUCCCCAGCUUUGGGAAAAUCUUCCGCACCAAACCCUAGUGGCUUGAAUGGUCCAGCGGCAAGACCCUCGAUGACUCCAGGAGGGCCGUUGGGUUCUGGAUCUCUGAGCAAGGGUUCGCAGCCCACCGUUCGUCGAGUGACAUCUUCGACAGUUGAAGAGAUCCGUCGCAUUGAUGCGAACAGAGAGCAGAGAAGACGGCAGGCAGAGGAGGUGCGCCGGAGCCGGCAAGAAGAGGCGGCUCUUUUGGGUGCCCAAUGUGGAGGCCAUGUGCCCGAUAUAGAUUUCCAUCGGAUGAUUCAAAAUUACCGUCUGAGUCAGCAGUGCCCUCAACCUACACGCUUCGAGCCUCUGGAUCCUGGUGCCCCUGAAGGUGUCAUUGUGUGCGUUCGGAAGCGGCCGAUCAUGCAGCAUGAAGUGACAAAUUCGGAAUUGGAUUGCGUCACCGCUUGCAAUCCGUGUGCAGUGGUCCAUGAGACGAAGCUCAAGGUGGAUGGCAUCACAAAGUGCCUUGAGUCCCAUCAGUUCGAAUUCGAUAGAGUCUUUGAUGAAGAGUGCACAACUGAAGAUGUGUACACAACAGUGGCCUCUCCAAUUGUGCCGUGGGUGUUGGCAAAAGGUGGUCGUGCAACAUUGUUCGCAUACGGCCAGACUGGGUCAGGCAAAACCUUCACCAUGACUGGCAUUCAGCGUUUGCUAACCGAGCAACUCUUCGAGCACGUUAAGCGUGCUUCAAGCUUAGACUUGACCAUCUCGAUUUCUUUCUUUGAGAUCUAUGGUGGGAGGCCGUUUGACUUGCUCAACAACCGGCAACGCCUGGAGACCUUGGAGGAUGCAAACAAUGAGGUGCAAAUUGCAGGUCUCGUUGAGCGUGGCACUUCGAACCCACAAGAGAUGCAGCAGUGCAUCGAUUUGGGCAAUUCCCUUCGAACUACCCAGGGCACAGCCAUCAACCGAGAUUCAUCUCGUUCCCACGCAAUUUGCGUGGUGUUUCUUCGGAAGGCAGGUGGUGGAAGUAUUCAUGGCAAAGUCACAUUGGUUGACUUGGCUGGUUCUGAGCGAGCAGCCGAUUCCAAAUCGAGCAUCCGCCAGAGGCGAGUGGAAGGGGCACAGAUCAACAAGUCACUGCUGGCUCUGAAAGAGUGUAUUCGUGCCAUGGGCGAUCGGCGGGAAGCACAUGUACCUUUCAGAGCUUCCAAGCUGACACUGGUUUUGCGAGACGCUUUCAUAUCCCGCUGCCCAGCCAAGACUGUCAUGAUAGCUUGCAUAUCACCUGGCAUGGCAUCCGCCGACCACAGUGUGAAUACGCUGCGCUACAGCGAUCGGCUGAAGGAGCAUCCGCGCAGCGGAAAGGCAGUGGAGGAUGGGGACUCAGCAGCAGGCCGGCGCUUGUCUACAGGCAUUCGCAACCAAAGUCCUGACCGUAAGUUGCAAGGCAAUCGUCGCAGCCCGUCGCCUAACAAGCUUGAGCGCCCAGCCAUGGCCGGCAUCAGGCAGAGACCCAACAGCGGUACAGUUCCUGAUUUGGCCAAGGAUGAGACUCUAGAUUUGCACUCUGAAGAAGAGCUCUUAGAUGAAGACCUCGAGGAGUACGAGGACAAGAAUGCAGCUCCACAUUGUCAACAAGCAGGCUUUCAAGCACCCGCAGCACCGCCAGCGGCACCACAGGCUUGGGCAGAGUCCCGGCUUUGGGAAGACCGAAUUGUCACACAGCAUAUGCAUGCGUUGCAGGAGGAUGCUCGACUUCUAACAAAGGAGAGUGAGCUGCUGUCACAGGUUCAGCAAGGAGCUGCCUACGACCUUGAGUGGUAUGCCCUCGAGGUUGAUAAGAUUGUUAGAAGAAAGGUGGAAGUUUACAUGAAUCUCAUGGAGGACUUGGCCGCUUUCAAGGCACAGAUCAAGCGCGAUGAGGCGCACCAUGCCUGUGGCCAAGGUGUGGGAACUAGACGGCUGAGCAGGGCGGAAGGCCCGCAGCCAGCACCAUCCACGCUGAAUGUCCCUCAGACAUCGCCGCGGUUGCAUGCAGCCAUGGAUGGCAACCCGUGCAAUCCGCAGCGCACACCCCGGACGCCGCGCCUGCAUGCCGGUGAGUUGCCUACUGAUGUACGAUGA
Molecule: messenger RNA, 2217 nt
Organism: Symbiodinium pilosum
Lineage: Eukaryota; Dinophyceae; Suessiales; Symbiodiniaceae
Source: the annotation of a GenBank genome assembly